Didymella exigua CBS 183.55 is the source of this 2071-nucleotide messenger RNA. RefSeq names its product oligosaccharide translocation protein RFT1. Lineage: Eukaryota; Fungi; Ascomycota; Dothideomycetes; Pleosporales; Didymellaceae. The transcript has a single exon. Gene Ontology annotation, cellular component: endoplasmic reticulum membrane. Bases 166 to 1800 code for a protein of 544 amino acids. Gene Ontology annotation, biological process: dolichol-linked oligosaccharide biosynthetic process; glycolipid translocation. The record is from RefSeq and is a predicted model, not a curated record.
GGGAAAUCCGCUAGCCGUUUUGGACACCGUCUCUUCUCAUCUCCAACCACCAGUCCUGUCAAGUACGACUACAUGACUCCGAUCCCCAAUCAGCAUGUUGUCGUAAGCAGUUCAUGAGCUUAAUUCGAACCCUGUCCCAGUUUCCGCGCAACGGUUUCCCCAGCCAUGUCCCAGUCGAUCUUGUCAGCAUCCGCGAAAGGGGCCACAUUUCUCAUCCUACUGCAGGUGGCUUCUCGAGCCCUCACGUUCGUUGUCAACCAGGUACUGCUCAGAUUCCUCAGUCCGGAGCUGCUUGGCGUCUCUGCUCAGCUGGAGCUGUUCUCCAUCUCCGUGCUUUACUUUGCGCGUGAGAGUCUCCGCGUUGCUCUUCAGCGCCAGGCACAUGGAACACAAGCCGUCAUCAACCUUUCCUACCUUGCAGUCAUUACAGGGCUUCCCUUGACAUAUGCGCUCGCGCAUUUUUGGCUUCGAUCGGACACGCCUAAGGUCCCUUACUUCGCCGAAGCUCUAGGCUUGUACUGCGUUGCUACGAUCAUUGAGCUUUUGACUGAGCCUUUCUUCUCAGCCGUACAGCAGAAGCUCCUGUACAAAGUUCGCGCUUCUGCCGAAAGCAGUGCCACUCUUCUACGAUGCUUUGGAACUUGCGGCUCCGCCAUUUUGGCGAGUCGUGUCGGCGUGGACAUCGGCGUCACGCCCUUCGCGUUUGGUCAAUUGGCUUAUGCUCUGGGACUGCUGUUCGUGUAUUUCAACAACAUGAGAUCAGCCGCACGCACUGAACAGUUUGCACUUCUGCCAAAGCAGAUCUCGAACAUCGAAAAUUCAGCCGUCACCUUGAAGUACUUCUCGACACCUCUUCUUCGGCUCACAGGAUCUCUGACCUUGCAGUCGGCACUCAAAUACAUCCUGACCCAGGGCGACUCACUUCUUAUCACAACAUAUACAUCUCUCGCUGAUCAGGGUGCCUAUGCGCUCGCAUCGAAUUAUGGCGGUCUGAUCGCCCGCAUGCUGUUCCAGCCCAUCGAAGAGAGCAGCCGUAACAUGUUUGCGAAGCUGUGUGCGAGCCCUGAAUCAGCACCGGACGCGAAGCAAACAGAUGAAGGCCAACAGUCGCAGGAGCAAAAGCGCAAUCUGGCUCAAGCGGCGAAGGUCCUAAAUAUCAUCCUGCGCCUAUACUCCAUCAUCUCGUUGUUUGCCGUCACUCUGGGUCCCACACUGGCACCACUCCUACUCUCUGUUGUCGCAGGCAGAAAGUGGUCCGCAACAAAUGCCUCGAACGUCCUCGCAACCUAUUGCUACUACAUACCCUUCUUGGCGAUCAACGGUGUUACAGAAGGUUUCGUCACUGCUGUGGCCACCAACAAGGAGCUUUCUGUACAGUCUGUUUCCAUGGGCUUCUUCUUUGCCGCUUUCGCUGGUAGCGCUUGGUUUUUUCUGGAACAACUGCAGCUUGGCGGUAGUGGUGUAGUACUCGCAAACACGGUCAACAUGGCAUUGCGCAUCAUCUGGAAUACGUGGUUCAUCAACAGGUUCUUCGGCCAGAGUAAAACAUCUUUCAGGUUGCUGGACGCUCUUCCAUCGAUCACGUCGCUUGCGCCAGCGGCCGUCGUUCCUACCUUGAUGCAGCUGAGACCUGGAAUCAAGUACCUUGCAAGAUUUGGUGUGUUGGGCGAGCUUGUCAGUAUGGGCGCGGUCGCUGGACUCUAUGCUGUACACGUUAUCUUCUUCGAGCGCCAGUUUCUUAUCGAGUGUUACCGGAUGCUCAGGCCGGCGCGGGCUGCUCAGGUUACAAAUAUGCAGUAGAAUUUGUUCUCCGUUUUGUACACCCAAGCACAUCUACUGUUAAUGCUCAGAGCAACGGACCAAGUCUCCAACGAUGUCAGGAUGUCUUGCAGAGAAAUUUUCAAGUGAUCAAAUAGAGGUAUCUCUCAAGUUCGCACCCCGCAUCAAGCCGACCCCAGUCGGGUGUAGCCCUCGACUAGCGGCAGAAUUUUCCACCUGCAGAAACAGAGGCCAAAUCAAACGUCAUCCCAGACACGUUUUUCAACAUCAAAUAUUGGCGCGUCACCAGACA